AUGAAGUUGCAACUCUUUGUUACUCUACUUCCUGUCGUGUUACCCCUGGUGCAUGGUGCCCCUGCUCGCAGGGAUACCCCCAACCCCGGUCUUCGUGGAAACGACUCGCUAGUUGGAUAUUCGCCAGACAAUAAGGGCGGCGGCGAGUCGCGUCCUGAAAUCAAAUAUACUCUUGUUCCUGGGCAGAAGGAAGAUCCUAAAAUCGGGUCAUAUCUCGAUUUUGAAAAAGCCGAUAAUCCGCAGCCGAUCCGUGGUCCCACGGGUUCUGAUGAUCCUGGUCCGAGAAACUAUUACUACGACAGAAUCAAUAGUGAUAAGCUAGCACCUCCCGGAACUGACCAUGGACAGACCAUCAAUGCGCAAUGGCCGAUGGGAUUGAGUCACAACAGACUUGGAAUAGAUGGAGCUGGUUGGGCUCGCCAAGAGAACACCAACGUGAUGCCGGAUGCGACACUCAUGGCCGGUGUCGAUAUGCGCCUGGCGCCUGCCGGUUACCGGGAACUUCACUGGCAUGUGGCUGCCGAAUGGUCAUUGGUGCUGAAUGGAUCGUGUCGAAUUCAGGCUGUGAACGAGAACGGAGAGACAUUUGUCGACGACCUUACUGCCGGCGAUGUGUGGUUCUUCCCACCUGGCGUGCCUCAUUCUAUUCAAGCUCUCGACGAUGGAGUCGAGUUCCUUCUGGUGUUCGACGACGGAGACUUUAGCGAGGAUAAUACAUUCCUCGCAACAGAGGUUUUCCUCCACACCCCGAAAGAGGUCCUCUCAAAGAACUUCGGAGUUGACAUCUCAGCCUUUGACAAGAUCCCUGACGACGAACUAUACAUUUUCAAGGGCACGCCCGCCCCAGCAGACAUUGAAAAACAAAACGUGACAACAACUGCUGGCCCCGUACCUCGCGCUCAGAGCUAUUCAUAUCAUUUCUCCGAGCAGCCGGCCCACGAAGUUGCGGGCGGUUCAGUCAAGAUCGUCGACCCGCUCACUUUCCCCAUUGCUAGCAACUUUUCCGCCGCUAUUGUUACCGUUCAUCCAGGCGGCAUGCGUGAAAUCCACUGGCAUCCAACUAGUGACGAAUGGACUUUCUUUAUUUCGGGACAGGGUCGCGCGACGCUUUUCACUGCCCCGAAUGCUGCGACUACAUUUGAUUUUGCUGGUGGUGAUGUUGGUUACUUCCCAAAGUCUAAUAGCCAUUAUAUUGAGAAUACGGGAGAUGAAGACUUGGUCUUUGUGGAGGUGCUCCAGGCGCCUGAGUUUACAGAUAUGGCUCUUGGUCAAUGGAUCGCGUCCACGCCGAAACAAAUCGUUGCCGAUACACUCAACCUCAGUGAGGACAUGCUGAACAACCUCAAGACUGAGAAACAAUUUGUUGUAGCUGGUCCUAGCAGUUAG
Molecule: messenger RNA, 1386 nt
Organism: Penicillium samsonianum
Lineage: Eukaryota; Fungi; Ascomycota; Eurotiomycetes; Eurotiales; Aspergillaceae
Product: putative oxalate decarboxylase
Exons: 8
Coding region: 1-1386 (461 amino acids)
Biological process (GO): oxalate metabolic process
Source: RefSeq, a predicted model, not a curated record